This is a messenger RNA of Contarinia nasturtii (swede midge), 4890 nucleotides long. RefSeq lists its product as uncharacterized. Gene Ontology annotation, biological process: mitochondrial mRNA polyadenylation; mRNA 3'-end processing. Lineage: Eukaryota; Metazoa; Arthropoda; Insecta; Diptera; Cecidomyiidae. The record is from RefSeq and is a predicted model, not a curated record. The transcript has 10 exons. The coding region runs from base 1622 to 4420 and encodes 932 amino acids. Gene Ontology annotation, molecular function: poly(A) RNA polymerase activity.
UAAUCUUGGAACGCUCGAUGGUUCUAUGUUGUAUCUUAAGAACUAGCAAUAAAUCUACAAUUGACCAUAAUCAUUUGAUGGGUCACCGUCAUUAGCUUCGUCCGGAUCGGGUUCUUCAAAAUCGCAUUGUUUAACAUCGGCAUCUUCGCCAUACUGAAUAACGUUAUCAAUGAUCAAAAGUAAAUCGGCGAUGCUUUCUUCAUCAUUUAAAUUUAAUGGUGUGAAUCGAACCAAGCUAAAAUCUUCAAUCAAAUUUCCAAUGGCUUCGGAUAAUUUACGAUAUUUUCGUCCCCAUGCCGAUUCAUUUGUGACUUGGCCAAGUAAUGCCCGUGCAUCUGGUUCCAAAUACUUAUCCAAUUGACCUCGGGCCGACUUACUCAACAAAUCCAUCUUACUUAAUACAUUUAUGUGCGGCAAUUCCAUAUUGACCAUAACACUUAAUGCGGUCAUUGUGCCGGAUAAAAAUUUCGCACCAUCAAUCAUGAAUUGUGAAUCAAGCAUAAAAACACUUGCCACCCGAAAGUUCCACGAUGUAAGCAAUUCGACCAAUUGACGGCCAACGUUUAAAUGGGUGUACAGUUCAAUUUGACCGGGCAAAUCGAAUAGAAUGUAAUCAUCGUCUGGAUCGGAGUCCAAUGGAUCUUCUACAUCGCCACUACCGCAUAGUUGUUGUUUGAACCAUUCUUGAUUUUCGAGCAAAUAUUCAAUACAAAAUACCAAACCACCGUUCGGUCCAAAGUGCAACUCUUCAUCCGACAUCGCAUCGUCCAAGUGGAUUAGGUCACGAAUAUCGAUCAUUGGUUGAUAAUCAAAGUGUUCAGCGGCUGGAUCCAAAUUUACCACAUCUAUUACGCGCUUUUCAUCAGCAGCAUGUCGUUGGAUAUUCGCACAGUACGUUGACUGGAAUUUAUUUCGGCAACACAGCAAAAAUUUAGUAAGAAUCGAAAGAAACGAAUUAUUGAUUUCGAAGAGACUUACCUUUCCAGAGCCAGCCGGACCCAUCACCAAUUGAGCAUAUCGCAUCUUUUCGCUGAUUUUUCUGUAAAUUCAAUGAAACAACGUUUACCAAACAAUUCAACACACGGAUAUUUGAUUGAAGUGUCAAAAAAAAUCUAACCUCAACUGUGACAUAGACAAAUUGUCUAAUGGUCGGUUGCGGGUAUGUUCACCAUACGAACAAUUCGUAUUUGAAAUGUACAUAAGUUUUGACACUUGUUCUCUUGUCACUUUAUUUUGUUUUUCGUUAGUAUUCGCACUUUAUAUGCACACCCAGCUCAUUGUAUCUCACAAGCAAAAUUAAAUGCAAUUCUGCACAGAUAGCGUUAACUUAUUCAUUGUGUGUCAAAUUUGAUCAUGGAGUUUAUCGUCUUUGUUUCAAAAAUUCGCAUUAUAUUCGCAUGAAAUAAGUGAUUGAGAUUAAAUGUUUUGUCGAUUAUUGAACGAAGAAAAAGUACCGGUUCACAUUACACUAACAAUCGUUGUUUUUCUAAUUGCCAAUGCGUGCAAUACACCACAUGCAUAACAUUUGUGUAAAGAACACUCAACAGAUCGCAUAAUCCUCCGCGCCCAGAACGAAAUUACACAGUGUGAUAGAGAGUACGUGCCGACUUUUAAUGCAAACAUGGAAACCAUUCUCCAUCUCUCUAAGAUUGAAGAUUUCAAUUGGAAUCUAAAGCUAUUCCUCGACAUAAUUGAUUCGUAUAAAGCAUCAGUGAAUAAAGCGAAUCCUGUGACACUUGAAUUACUUGGAAGUACACUGGAUAAAAUUGGCGAUUUGCUCGAAAAUGUGGACGAAGUAGAGAGUAAUAAUGAUGCAAUCCCUUGUGAAUUUGAUGAAAAACUUUUCGAGAUUAAGCGAACGAUUUUUUGCCGUAUUUGCAAAGUUGAUUUUGAAGCAUCUCGCCGUGGCCACUUGCUUCAUUUGGCCGAUACAAAACAUAACGGCAACUUGAUUAAAAUCAAACAAGGCGGUGGCAAUGCAUCAAUUACAAAUGGUACUGCGACUGACUCGAAUAACAACACAGGUAAAUCAAAGUCGUUGGUUGCAAAAGAUGGUGUACAACCUCCGGUUCAUCUCCAGAUGUCUUUACACACAUAUUUGAAAGAUCUUGGCUUUAAUCGAGAAAAACGGGAUGCUCCUUUCAAUAACGGUGCUGCCAAUGUUGCAGCUGUUAUUGGACAUGACGCAUUGAAUAAUAAUGAAACAAAAAAAGUAAUUCCGAUUCCGAAUGUCUUUGAUGAUGGCAUUUAUGAUUUUAUUGAAUCGAUUGGUAAGUCAGAUUUACCAAACAAGUCGUCGAAUAAGAAUGAAACUGUUAAUGUGCCGACUAAAGCUUUUCAAAAGGCUGUUUCAUCAGAAAAAGGGCCAAUUAAUUGGCGCAACACAUCGAACGAGCCAGUAAUUCGUACAGAAAAUCGAGUACAUCCAGAAACACACCGCGGAUCGAAUGAACCGAUUGUACGAAAUGAAACGUACGCAGUUCCGCCGAUUUUCUAUACGAAUCGGCCUUCGACAAUUGAUAAUUAUAAUAUACCUCCUUGGCACGUAAGGCCAAGUGAUCUUGAUGCCGCAAAUGCGCAUAGUCAAAUUGGUGAUGUGAAGGUGCCAAGUGUUGUUGGUGCUGCAAAAGCAAAAAGUGGCGUUGAAUUGAUUGGUGAUGCGGACAUAUCAAAGUCAUUUAUGACACAAAGUAUCAUCCAAAAUGGUGCGGUAUUGACUGGUACUGGUGUAAAACCGUGUCCGACUUACGAAUUGAACAAUCUCUACCUAAAGUUUCCACAUUUAAAUCCGAAUAAAGUGGCGAACCCACUAAGACCCACUUCAUUGGAUCUUACAAAACGUUCUACGGCAUCAGCAAAACCAAAUGAAAAUACAGCAAAAUCAGUCGGUGGUUUGCAAGGCUUGUUCGAUAAGAUCAAUCAAGAGGCGAAACUCAAAAAGUCCGAAUCGACGAAUAGUUUGCAUUCAUUGCCUAAUUUUGACAACAAUAUGGCGACAAAUCAUCCAAAACAUCGAAUGCCAGAACGGUCGGUAUCUUCAUUGAAUUUGACCGGUAUCACAAGGAUGAAUGGAGCCAAUCCACAGAAGAUGAAUCGCAGACAGUCAUUGGGUCAUAAUGGUCAGAACAAAUCACAAGCGACCGGCCAACAUAGAAAUGCACCGGUCAAGGGUCCGCCACAGAAUGACCCGAGAAGUAAAGGUGCUAUUCCAAAGUAUUCGACACAAAAUUCACAGUCCAAUGGCAAGAAGGUUGGAUUCAACGACGCUCCAAAAACCAGUCAAACCCAUCAAAAUGCCCAAAAGAAAGACGUGAAGAGUACAGAACACCCAAAAGUAGCGGAGAAGGCAGCUGAACCCAAAACCGGCGAUAAACUGACCGAAAACUUAAUUAACGAUGAAAAAUUGAAGAAAUUUUUCUCCAUUGAUUUAUCGGCACUGAUUUCUUCAUUGGAAAAAGAAAAUGGACACGCUAGAAGAGAUGCGUUAAAAGCGAGUGUAAUCGAAUCGGUUGAAAGCACUCUGGGAGAAAAAUUCAAAAAGAUGAAGUGCCAUGUGAUCGGAUCGCAUAAAUAUAAGAUUGCCAAAGGUGGCCGUGCACCGUUGGACAUUUAUCUUGAUUUACAUGACAGCUUCAAUACUGACCGAAGGGGUCAAGUAUUUGUAGCCGGAAUGGACGAAACUCUGAAGCUAUUGCAAGAGAGUUGCGAUUGGUUCAACGCAAAAUGCUCCGAACAAAGUCGAUAUGGUAUAUUAUCGGCAACAAAUUCGUCCACAAACUGGGAAUGUAAUUUUCGAUUUGGUACUGGAGUCGCUGUGCGAAACAGUGAUAUCAUUUCCACAUUAUUCGAAGCACAACCAGUUGCUCGUCAAUUGGUGAUCAGUGUUCGAUUGGCAUUGCAAGAAGGCGCGAUUGAUGAUUGGGCUAAACAUUUUACCGGCUAUGUGGUGACUUUGUUGGUCAUUUUCUAUUUGCAAAUUGCAAAAAAGUUACCAUCCAUCUUGAGCUUGCAAACAAAUCAAGUUAUGAAAUGUGGCGAAAAUAUGGUAAACUUCAGCAAGCCGAAAAAUGUUGCUAUUUGCAAGGAUCGUAUACGUGAUUUACUCAUCGGUUUCUUCGAGUACUAUUGGAAAUUCGACUUUUUCAACCAAAUCAUCAGUCCGUUUGAAGGACGAGAAAUUAGUCAGAUGUUCCGUAACUGUCCCGUUGAUUCAUUAUCUCGUUCUAUGCAACGAUUCAAAGGUUUGAUAGACUCGCAACCGCAACGUUGGACAAACAACAAAAUGUGUAUUCAGGAUAUCUUCGAGCACAAGCGUAACGUAGGAGAAGCAAUUCAUAUGAACGAGACAAAGGCAUUCAAAGCACUGUGCGGCAAAGCUUUGUUGGCCAUCAGUAGCGCUGGCAGUGCUGUUAAAUACUAAAAACAAAACAUACGCACUUUCCAUGUCAUAUGUUUUGCUUCGAAUCGCAUAAUUUUCUUAUUAUGAAACCAUGAUAUUAUAUACAUAUAAUCAAAUCAGAGCCGAUAUUGGCACCGCAGAGAUUCGGGCACUAAUGAGACCAUAAAACCUUUUAACUUUUAAAUACAAGAAAGAGCUCCUCCCCGGUGCCUAUAACAGCUCUGAACCAAAUCGAUUUCCAACAUGAAAUCGUAAACAUAUGUUAUCUUUUUUAAAAUCCCAAGUUGGCAAAAGAGUCAGUUGAAUGGAAAGUUUCAUAGAUAUGAUGCUGAGUUGAUUUCUUUUUCAAUUUGCAGAUUUAUUUAUAGAUUAUAUUUUGAUACUCUUUUAUUGAGGCACAAUGCCAAAUAUGAAAAAAAAAACUCAAUAUUGAGCUCUUCCACACGAAUCCUGGAAUUUCGAUUUAAGUGAAUAAAAUACAAAUACAUAUA